UCUAGGCCCCGCCCUCCUCGGACCUUCCGGCUCCUGCGCUCUGAUUGGCCGGUGUCUGCAGCGAGCGUCGCAAUUGGCCCCCUUGCGGCCGUUGAGAUUUGAACUGCACUUCUGUGGCUUUUCCCGCGCGGCGCCCGGCUCGGAGGCGGAUUUUUGCCUCCGCCUGGCGGGUAUUGGUCGGUCUCUCUACCCACGGGAGUGCCGCCUCGCAGAUUGGUGCGUCUUGUGCCCUCCUUGGUUUUUUCUUCGUUUCAGCCCCACUGCCAGAGUUGGAGGAACGGCGGGCGAAGUGCUCUUGUAAGCCCUGUGAGCCACUGGGGGAAAGAUGUCUCCCCAUCUGUAUGAGUUCCAUCUGCCCUUAUCCCCAGAGGAGUUGUUGAAAAGUGGAGGGGUGAAUCAGUAUGUCGUGCAAGAGGUACUGUCCAUCAGACAUCUUCCAUCGCACCUUAAAGCAUUUCAGGCUGCCUUUCGAGCUCAGGGGCCCCUGGCUAUGCUGGAGCAUUUUGAUACCAUCUACAGCAUUCUGCAUCACUUUCGAAGUAUAGACCCUGGCCUCAAGGAAGAUACUCUGGAAUUCCUGAUAAAAGUGGUAUCCCGCCACUCCCAGGAACUUCCCGCCAUCUUGGAUGAUGCAACUUUGAGUGGGUCAGAUAGAAGCGCACACCUAAAUGCCCUCAAGAUGAACUGCUAUGCUCUCAUAUGCCUCUUGGAAUCCUUUGAGACCAUGAGCAGCCAGACGAGCCUCAUGGACCUGGACCUUGGUGGGAAGGGUAGGAAAGCCCGGGCCAAGGCAACCCAUGGCUUUGACUGGGAAGAAGAGAGGCAACCAAUUCUUCAGCUUUUAACACAGCUGCUCCAGUUGGACAUCCGUCACCUGUGGAGUCACUCAAUAAUCGAAGAGGAGUUUGUCUGUUUGGUUACUGGCUGCUGCUACCGCCUCCUGGAGAACCCCACCAUUAGUCACCAGAAGAACCGCUCCACCCGGGAAGCCAUAACACACCUGCUUGGUGUCGCCUUGACACGUUAUAACCAUAUGCUGAGUGCCACUGUGAAGAUCAUCCAGAUGCUGCAGCACUUUGAACACCUGGCAUCUGUACUGGUGGCAGCUGUGAGUCUGUGGGCAACUGAUUAUGGAAUGAAGAGCAUAGUAGGAGAGAUUGUAAGAGAGAUUGGACAGAAGUGUCCCCAGGAGUUGAGUCGGGACCCUUCAGGGGCAAAGGGCUUUGCCGCCUUCCUGACAGAACUAGCGGAGCGUGUCCCGGCCAUCCUGAUGUCCAGCAUGUGCAUUCUACUAGAUCAUCUGGAUGGAGAGAAUUACAUGAUGCGCAAUGCCGUGCUGGCGGCCAUGGCGGAGAUGGUGCUGCAGGUUCUGAAUGGGGAUCAGCUGGAGGCGGCAGCCCGAGACACCCGAGACCAGUUCUUGGACACCUUGCAGGCCCACGGCCACGACGUCAGCUCCUUUGUGCGGAGCCGUGUUUUGCAACUCUUUACCCGAAUCGUCCAGCAGAAGGCUCUGCCCCUGACACGUUUCCAGGCAGUGGUGGCCUUAGCAGUGGGGCGUCUGGCAGACAAGUCGGUGCUGGUUUGUAAAAACGCCAUCCAGCUGCUGGCCAGUUUUCUCGCCAAUAAUCCCUUUUCCUGCAAGCUUAGUGAUACUGACCUUGCUGGACCGCUGCAGAAGGAAACCCAGAAAUUACAAGAGAUGAGGGCCCAGAGGCGAGCUGCAGCUGCUUCCGCAGUGCUGGACCCAGGGGAGGAGUGGGAAGCCAUGCUGCCAGAGUUGAAGGCUACCCUGCAGCAGCUGCUGAAGCUUCCCCAGGAAGGAGAGGGGAUGCCUGAGGAGGUUGCCGAAACAGAGACGGCGGAAGAGGUGGAAGGACGCAUCCGUCGAUUGCUAGCCAAAGCUAGUUACAAGCAGGCCAUCAUUCUCACUCGAGAAGCCAUAGGCCACUUCCAGGAAUCUGAACCCUUCUGUCAUAUGGACCCAGAGGAGUCAGAGAAGACCGGGUUCCUGAAUCUCUUAGGAACUAUCUUCAAAGGCCCAGCAGCUCCCACACAGGAGAAGAAUCCCCAGGGGGCUGCGGGGAACUUGGGCCCAGGAGAGACUGGCUGUAAAGACAAGCCCAGUGUGUCAGAGCCUGAGAAAUGCAGGGAAAACGAUGAGCUGGUGAAGCAGGAGAUGCUGGUGCAGUAUCUGCAGGACGCCUACAGCUUCUCUCUGAAGAUCACAGAGGCCAUUGGCAUCAUAAGCAAGAUGAUGUAUGAACACACAACUACAGUGGUACAGGAGGUGAUUGAAUUCUUUGUGAUGGUGUUCCAAUUUGGGGUACCCCAGGCCCUGUUCGGGGUGCGCCGCAUGCUGCCUCUCAUCUGGUCGAAGGAGCCUGGUGUCCGGGAAGCUGUGCUGAACGCCUACCGCCAACUGUACCUCAAACCUAAGGGGGAUUCUGCCAGAGCCAAGGCCCAGACUUUGAUUCACAAUCUCUCUUUGCUGCUAGUGGACGCCUCAGUUGGGACCGUUCAGUGUCUUGAGGAAAUUCUCUGUGAGUUUGUGCAGAAGGAUGAACUGAAACCAGCAGUGACCCAAGUGCUGUGGGAGCGGGCAACCAAGAAGGUGCCCUGCUCUCCUCUGGAGCGCUGUUCCUCUGUCAUGCUUCUUGGGAUGAUGGCACGAGGAAAACCAGAAAUUGUGGGAAGCAACUUAGACACACUGGUGAGCAUAGGGCUGGAUGAGACGCUUCCACAGGACUACAGGUUGGCCCAACAGGUGUGCCAUGCCAUUGCCAACAUCUCUGACAGGAGGAAGCCUUCUCUGGGCAAACGUCACCCUCCCUUCCGGCUGCCUCAGGACCACUGCUUGUUUGAGCGACUGCAGGAGACAGUCACGAAAGGCGUUGCCCGCCCAGACCCACUCUGGAUCCCAUUCAAGGAGGCGGCAGUGACCCUCAUUUACCAGCUGGCAGAGGGCCCCGAGGUGGUCUGUGCCCGGAUGCUGCAGGGCUGCGCAGAGCAGGCCCUGGGGGAGCUGCGAGAGGAGAGCUCCGCCCGGGAGGCCCCCAAGGACACCCCCGUGCUCCCCACUUUCCUGUUGAUGAACCUGCUGUCCCUGGCCGGGGACGUGGCUCUGCAGCAGCUGGUGCAUCUGGAGCAGGCAGUGAGUGGAGAGCUCUGUCGGCGCCGAGUUCUUCGGGAAGAACAGGAGCAUAAGACGAAAGAACCAAAGGAGAAGAUCCAUUUGUGCAAAACGAAGGGUAGGCUGGAAUCAAAGCGGUCUGCUCACCCAUGGUCCCUGGCUGCUUCCCAUCAGAGUCCGAGCUCCGAGGCCACCAUGGAGGAGGAGAUGGGGCUGGCUGGGGCUGCGGCUGAUGACACCGAGGCAGAACUCAUCCGCGGCAUCUGUGAGCUGGAGCUGCUAGAUGGCAAACAGACACUGGCUGCCUUUGUUCCACUUCUGCUUAAAGUCUGCAACAACCCUGGUCUCUAUAGCAACCCAGAGCUCUCUGCAGCUGCUUCACUUGCCCUCGGCAAGUUCUGCAUGAUCGGUGCCACUUUCUGUGACUCCCAGCUUCGGCUUCUGUUCACCAUGCUAGAAAAGUCGUCACUCCCCAUCGUUCGAUCUAACCUCAUGAUUGCUACUGGGGAUCUGGCCAUCCGCUUCCCCAACCUGGUGGACCCCUGGACACCUCAUCUGUAUGCUCGUCUCCGGGACCCCGCUCAGCAAGUGCGGAAAACAGCCGGGCUGGUGAUGACCCACCUGAUCCUGAAGGAUAUGGUGAAGGUGAAGGGGCAGGUGAGCGAGAUGGCCGUGCUACUCAUCGACCCUGCCCCUCAGAUCGCUGCCCUGGCCAAGAACUUCUUCAAUGAGCUCUCCCACAAGGGCAAUGCAAUCUAUAACCUCCUUCCAGAUAUCAUCAGCCGCCUGUCAGCCCCUGAGGGAGGAGUGGAGGAGGAGCCUUUCCACACCAUCAUGAAGCAGCUCCUUUCCUACAUCACCAAGGACAAGCAGACCGAGAGCCUGGUGGAGAAGCUGUGUCAGCGGUUCCGCACGGCCCAGACUGAGCGCCAGUACCGGGACCUGGCCUACUGCGUGUCACAGCUGCCCCUCACAGAGCGGGGCCUCCGCAAGGUGCUGGAAAACUUUGACUGCUUUGGAGAUAAACUGUCAGACGAGUCCAUCUUCAGUGCCUUUUUGUCCGUUGUGGGCAAGUUGCGGCGUGGAGCCAAGCCCGAGGGCAAGGCUGUAAUAGAUGAAUUUGAGCAGAAGCUUCGGGCCUGUCACACCAGAGGUUUGGAUGCAAUAGAGGAACUUGAGAUUGGCCGAGCGGGUAGCCAGAGAGCCCCAUCAGCCAGGAAACAGCCUGCUGUCUCUAGACACCGGCAUCUGGCUCCUGCAGCGUCACACAGUGACUUUGUCACACCUGAGCCUCGCCGUACUACCCGAUGGCAUCCAAACUCCCAGCAGCGAGUUUCAAGAAAGAAACUCAGAAUCGUCUUCUCAAGUGAUGAGUCCAGCGAGGAAGAACCGUCAGCAGAGAUGACAGACGAUGAGACACCCAAGAAAACCACCCCCAUCCGCCGAGCAUCUGCUCACAGGCACAGGUCCUAGGGGCAGCCUUGCCUGUUCCCAGCCCUGCUGUGCAGGUGUCUUGUAGAGUGACCUUGAAUUCCAUGCCCCUUGUAAAAUACUUGUUUGCCUGUCUCCUUGUUUUUUUAAUGCAUAAAUGGUCUUUAUAACAGACGGCUUUGCUCUUAAACUAGCCUAACUGAA
Molecule: messenger RNA, 4768 nt
Organism: Balaenoptera musculus (blue whale)
Lineage: Eukaryota; Metazoa; Chordata; Mammalia; Artiodactyla; Balaenopteridae
Gene: NCAPD2
Product: non-SMC condensin I complex subunit D2
Exons: 32
Coding region: 326-4606 (1426 amino acids)
Biological process (GO): meiotic chromosome condensation; mitotic cell cycle; mitotic chromosome condensation
Cellular component (GO): condensed chromosome, centromeric region; nucleus
Molecular function (GO): histone binding
Source: RefSeq, a predicted model, not a curated record